GGCCACAUUGCAAAAAGUGAAAUUUUUAACGAUUAUUAUUUUUAUAACCGAGAAGUCAACUUGUUUCGCGCGGAAAAAACGAAGCCAGCUGCAAUAACGACCACAAGCAUCGGCGUCAUCCAAAAACGGGUUUCUUCUCGUCUUCUUCGUACUGCGGGUGAAGCACUAAUCCCCGGAUUCCGGAUCACAUGAUGACCUCCAGUGGCGGUGCGUGCUCCCAUGUCGCCUUCGUUGCCUGGGCGGUAUUUGCCCUGCUGCUGACGCACGGCGGCGGUGUUGUGGAUGCCCGGCGUAACCAGGGCAAUAACCAGCGCAAGCCCUCCUCCUCCUCGUCCUCGUCGAGCUCCUCCAACUACGGUCACGUCACGCAGCCUAGCUACAACACGAAUGGCCAUGCCGCCGGCAACUCGCACGCGGAUGUGGCCAAACUGAGCUACCCCAACUACAACUCGCAACCGAAUCGCCCCAUGGCCGCUGGCUCUCCAGCUGGAUCCCCAGCAGGAGCGGCCCCUCAGCCUGGCUGGAAUGUGCCGCAGGGUCCGCCGCCCGCCUACUCCGCCUCCAAUCCCGCCGGAGGUGCCCGACCCAAUAUGCACGAACCGCCGCCGGCCUACCAUGCCCCCAACUAUGGAGCAGCUCCUCCCAGCUAUGGCGCAGCCACGGGAUCGAAUGUCCAUCAGCCGCAGUACUCGGGAGUGCCGGCGGGUGCCACCUACUACCCGGCUGGAGGACACAGCGGUGGCUAUCCCUCGAAUCUACCCGCUGGAGCAACGUACUACCCGUCCGCCGGACAGAUGCCCAUGGGCGGUGGCUAUCACCCGGCCGCUGCACCGCCUCCGGGAGCCACCUACUAUCAGGCGGGAUCUGCUCUGCCGCCCGGAGCCACCUACUACUCUGCGCCGCCUCAGCAAUCCUCCUCUGGCCUUGGAUUCGGCACUGGUCUGCUUGCUGGCGGCUUGGGCGGUGCUCUGCUGGGCCACGCCCUCACGCCCUCUGGAGGCAGCUCUUCCUCGCAGCCGGUGGCCGCGGCUCCUGCUGCUGGCCAGGAUCGCAUCAUCAUCAUCAACAAUGGCGUGCCGGUGAAUGCCACCGAUGGCACCACCGUGAUCAAUGCUGGUGGAGUGGCCGCUGCUCCUGCUCCUGGAGCAGUACCAGCAGCAGCAGCACCGAUGCCGCCUUCCAACGUGACCCAGGAUGCCCAGGAGCAGCCAGCUGUGCCCAUGGCACCAAUGGCUCCCUUCAAUCCAGACGCCUCCAACAUGACAGCACCAGCAGCUGAUGCAGCUGCUCCUCCACCGGCUGGCGGCAUCAUUUGUGUGCCCACCAAGGUGAACGAAACGGAUCCGGCUGACAGCACCAAGAUGGUAGAGGUGGAGAAGAUCGCCUGCUACCCGGCGCCUCCGCCACCAGCUGCUCCGGCCGGCGAAGGACCAGCUCCGCUGGCGCCCAUGGCGCCCGCUCAGCCGGGAUCGCAGCAAGUGCAGCAGGCACAGGAUGUGGCGGCUCCCGUUCAGGCGUCCGUCAAGGCCAACACCAGUGGAGCCCAGUCCCUGGCCGGAUUGACCAGCCAGAGCCUGCUCCUCAUGCUCGUGUGCGGAGUUAUGGCCAAGCGCUUCGCUGGCUUCUAAAGAGCAUGCCUCUGGAAUGUUCCGAGCUGCAUUGUGUGCACACUUUCCCCCACACAAUUACCCAGAUACCCAAAUACCCGACUACCUACUGUACCUUCCUACCCAGCUUUUGUGGCCUUGGCGCGCACGGUUUAUUUGUGCCCGCCAAGAUCGAUAAUUCCAGGCGCUAAUUGGACGAAAAUUGUUAAUUUAAGCCGUACCAUCUCCGAUUACAGUAUUCGUGGAUAAACAAGCUGGCUUCCCAGUUUAGAAUUCCCCUUCUAAAGUCCCCCUUUUCCAACUCGGCCUUCAAUUGUGAUGAUUGGCGAUGGGAAUGGACACCCGUAACCGGACCCAGACCCAGUUCCAGUCCCAAACCAUCCCGGUGUGUGCUCGAAAACAAAGCAAACAUUCGAAUAUCUCAGUAUAUAUUAUAUAUAACCCUAUGCUACAUGCAAGCCCUACUCAAAAGCCCCUGAAAAAGACAAAGUGAAUGUCAGUUCUCACUAAAUGUGUAUAUUUUUCUAGAAUUGUUAGCGUAAUCGUUGCUUGUUUUUUUUGUAUCGUUGUAAGCAAACGUAUUUGUUGCACUCAAUUGUUGAAUUAAAUAAAAAUAAAAGCUUUCGCCUACACCCAUAGCACUUGA
Molecule: messenger RNA, 2253 nt
Organism: Drosophila suzukii
Lineage: Eukaryota; Metazoa; Arthropoda; Insecta; Diptera; Drosophilidae
Product: alanine and proline-rich secreted protein Apa
Source: RefSeq, a predicted model, not a curated record